UCGAUGAUGGCAAAUCAUUCCAAACGCGACCAUUUCAGAGUCUCAAUACGACAACCGCGAAAAGAAGCGAAACUAGUGAAAUAAUUAUCCAAGUGUUAAUAUAAAAAAAAUGCGUGCUUUUAUCGUCCUGUGUGUCUUAGCCACUGCCUACGCAGAUAAAUUGGGCUACAACUAUCGUCCAGUUGGCCAUUCCGAUAGCGGUCUUUCAUUCUCGCCCGGCAGUGGUUCCAGUGGUCUCGGCGGCAUCGGCGGUGGUAUUGGUGGACUCGGCGGCAUCGGUGGUGGUAUUGGUGUUGGUCCUGCUGUAUCAGCUGGUCCUGCCUACCAUGCACCAGUAGCACCAGUUGCCGAAUACGAAAAGGAAUUCUUCACAUACUCUGCUAAUGACAACGACUUCAAUGAGCCUGCUGACAAUGGUCAAGUGAUCGAAUCGUUGAAGAAGAACUUGCGUGUCAUCUUCAUCAAGGGACCCGAAGGCAAUGGCUUGGAGAAAGCCGCCGUCAACCUUGCCAGACACGCCUCAGAGGAAAGAACCGCCAUUUAUGUGUUGCAGAAACAAGCCGAUUUGGGCGGUUUGGCCAACCAAUUGCAAUCUCAACAUGAUGUGCACCGCAGCAAACCCGAAGUACACUUCGUCAAAUACCGCACACCCGAGGAUGCUGCCAACGCUCAACGCGCCAUUCAAUCGCAAUACGAUCAAUUGGGCGGUAAUUCUCAAUCUUAUAACGGUGGUGAUGCACCCGUACACAACUUCGCUUCUCCAGCUGCUCGUCCAGCUGCACGUCCAGUUAGCGCUCCUGGUGCUGCUUACUUGCCAUCAUCGAUCAUUCGUGUUUAAGCAAUGAAUAUAAGCGCGAUAGGAAAAUUGAUUUCGACUCUGAGAUGUUGUUAUAUAUAGACUGAUGAUACCUGUUAUUGUUGUUAUCUACUUUUAAUAAAUUUUUUACUUGAUAUUGCAUA
This is a messenger RNA of Zeugodacus cucurbitae (melon fly), 960 nucleotides long. RefSeq lists its product as uncharacterized. The record is from RefSeq and is a predicted model, not a curated record. The transcript has a single exon. NCBI's taxonomy places the organism in Eukaryota, Metazoa, Arthropoda, Insecta, Diptera, Tephritidae. Bases 110 to 838 code for a protein of 242 amino acids.